GGUGGCAGCUUAAAAAAAGACAUUUUAGGCGCACAAAGCAGAACAUCUGACUGUUUCCCGUGUUCACAUCGGACCACGAACAAUGUAACGUACUUCCGGUGCUUGUUUGGCUGGCAAUUUGAAAUGUGUACAAUGUAAAAUCGUGUUGUUUUCAUAGAUUUAAUGGCAAUCUUAUUAAAUGACACAUCCCAAAUCACUACCGCAAGAGUCCUAUAGUGACAUAUACGAGUUUAACGUGACUUUCUAGUCUCUAUACUAUGUUUAAAAGGAUGGCUGAAUUUGGACCAGAUUCCGGGGGUAGAGUGAAGGGUGUUACGAUCGUCAAACCCAUCGUAUUCGGAAACGUUGCUCGGUAUUUUGGAAAGAAGCGAGAGGAGGAUGGUCACACUCACCAAUGGUCUGUGUAUGUGAAACCAUACAGAAACGAGGAUAUGUCUGCAUAUGUGAAGAAAAUACAGUUCAAGCUACAUGAAAGUUAUGUGAAUCCACUCAGAGUCGUGACCAAGCCUCCGUACGAGAUCACAGAGACGGGCUGGGGAGAGUUUGAGAUCAUCAUCAAGAUAUUUUUCAUCGACCCCAAUGAGAGGCCGGUGACUCUCUACCACCUACUGAAGCUCUUCCAGUCAGACUCCAGUGCCAUGCCCAAGAAGACAGUGGUCUCUGAAUUCUAUGAUGAAAUGAUCUUCCAGGACCCCACAGCCAUGAUGCAGCAGCUCCUUAGCACCUCUAGACAACUGACCCUGGGGGCCUAUAAGCACGAGACUGAGUUUGCGGAGCUGGAGCUGCGGACGCGGGAGAAGCUGGAAGCAGCGAAGAAGAAGACCAGUCAGGAGAUCACAGACCUGAAGGAUAGACUGAAGGCCAGCAGAGAGACCAUCAACUUCCUGAAGGGAGAGAUACGCAAGCUGGAGGAGGAGGACCAGAUCAAAGACCACUGAUAUACACACACUGGGUGAAUCUCAAUUGUAUUUUCUUGAUUCCUCAUACCUUCUCUCCUUGCAUCCUUCUCAAAACUCAUUGGAACACAAGAUGUGAGGUUCCUUGCCUUGGAUCUUCUCUUCCUAUGUGUUCUGAGAAGGAGAUGAGAGAGGACACAAUGAAUCAUAGAUAUACAAUUGAGAAACACCCUAAAUUCCAAAUCAACCUAUAGGCCAUCUUCCCUAGGCACCCCUGUAGAUCUGAAGGGUUUGUAUAGGUGGAUGCAAUAUGGUACUUGUGACUCACCUUGUCUUCUGAUUUCUGAUAGGCUGGAUGGAGUUUACGCCUUUUUUCUUCCAGCUAUCCAACCCCUUCAGAGCAAAUGGAGGUGCUAGGGAGGAGGGGCUAGGGAUGGAUUUGGAAUUGCCCUCGUCUGGAAUCCACACAGAAUAUCUCCGUUUUAUGAUUGUUUAAUUCUAUAAUAUAAUAUCUGCCAUUUCUCAGAUGUUUUCAUCCAAAGUGACUUAGUCAUGCGUGCGUACAUUUGUGGUACGGGUGGUCCCUGGAAUGGACUCCACUAUCCUGGCAUUACUAGCACCAUGCUCACCCUGACAGAGGACCUCAACAUCAUUGUUAUGGAUGACGUAACAUUGCACUAACAAUAGAGAAAUGUAGAGGUAUUCAGUUUGAAUUCCAGACUUAACACUGCCUAGCAGAAUGGUUUUAUAUGAUCAUGUACAUAACAAGAAAACUGAAGAUAAUCAAUGUUAGUUUCUCUCCAUCUCAGUUCAACUCAGAUUUACCACAGAUGGCUCUCAGUGCAACAAGUCACAUUUUGGUAGACUGGUCUGAAUGUGAAUAGGUUUUGUGCUUCUGUUUUUUGAAUGUAAUUUUUAUGUAAAACUCAAACCAGUUUUUCUUUGAUUUCUCCUAUGUACAAAAUGAUUAGAACGCGACCGUAGAACUGAUGGAUGAAACAUGUGUUACAGAUGCUCUUCAGGGUUAUUUGCAGAUGAUUGUUUUGUCGAAGAUUGAUCUCUUCAACACAUCUGUAAAUCCUGGACAUGCCAUUGCCAACUAUCUCAGUAUCAAUACAUGUGUCAACCCUUUUGAUAGGAGUUCAGGUCUUGAUCACCAUUUAGAUAAAGGAUAGAGAACGGCA
Messenger RNA from Salmo salar (Atlantic salmon), 2080 nucleotides. Lineage: Eukaryota; Metazoa; Chordata; Actinopteri; Salmoniformes; Salmonidae. The record is from RefSeq and is a predicted model, not a curated record.